Messenger RNA from Mitosporidium daphniae, 1146 nucleotides. Its product is annotated as putative viral replication protein. The record is from RefSeq and is a predicted model, not a curated record. Gene Ontology annotation, molecular function: RNA helicase activity; RNA binding. The annotation marks the transcript as partial. The transcript has a single exon. NCBI's taxonomy places the organism in Eukaryota, Fungi, Microsporidia.
ACGCACCCUGACGGAUGUCCUGAAAUCCAUAAUGGCUGUGUUGGAUACCCCUCCGUCGAAAGAGAACUCGACGCACGACUUGUUCUUGGGAGGAUAUGGACCAGGCUCUGUUCCGACAAGGCGCUUGCGAUUAAGUUUGGACGAGGACAGCUGGAAAGAACUACAACGAACCAGUUCAUCCAUAUACAAGGCUAUGUCAUUAUGCAGACCCGUAAACGUUUCCCCGGCAUUCUCAAAAUCAUUCGUGGCAUUGAAGACGUCGGAGGAGUCACCAUUAGUACCUGCAAAGGAACACACGGACAGAAUGUUGCUUAUGUCACUAAGUCAGAUACGCGGGUUGACCCCCUCGAUCCGUUUGGGGAUGACGUUACUGGAGAAGAAUUGUCUAAAGGGGGUAGCGUCGGUAAAAUCGCAAGGCUUAUCGAGGUUGCUACUGGACCUGGAGGAAUUAACGGAGCUCUUGAAGAACUUCCAGUAACUGGUAUGCAAAAUAUCCGCAACCUUCAAACAUUCCUUCAUUUUACACAGAAACCCCAUGUUGGUGUUAGAUUCAACAUCUUUAUUAGCGGGCCUCCCCGUUGCGGCAAAUCCCGCUUCGCCUGGAGUCUACUGGGUCUACCCUAUGUCAAAGGAGCAGGAAAAUGGUUUGAUGGAUACUCUGGAGAGAAGACUGCGCUGUUCGACGAAUGCCAAACUCUCGGUCGAAUCACUGAUCUCGUUCUUAAGAUCACAGAUCGGUAUCCAGCCAGAGUAGAAGUUAAAGGCGGUUCAGUCUGGUUUAAUGCUGUAGUUAAUGUAUUUACAUCCAACUUGAGCUUUCGUGACGCAUUAUGUACUGAUAAAGAAUCCUUCGAUGUUAUUGGUGCGAUUGAAGAUCGCUUUGCUCUUAUCUUGAAUGUAUCAUGUGACCGACUGGGAAAACCAGUUGUGAAAUUGCUUGACUAUAUAAAGAACCCAACUGCCCCCGCACUUAUCAUUUGGAAAGGUGCCUCCAUAGCCAUCGACGACGUUCACGCUUCUUCCAGAUUCCCAGUAAGUGACCUGUUGCAAUGUAUGGUUACCGCAGGCGUGUUUACCGAAGAACUCGUGUCUUCCGCAGACCCACCUAUCGGCGACCUAUCCUUAGAACCCGAUUCAAGAGAGUAA